AUGAGAGCCCUCCCAUCCGGACUGAGCUACCUAUGUCUACACUUAUUUGUAUUGUGCUACUAUGCUCAGGUAACCAAUCAGUCCCCGCCUAAUUUCACGCAGCAUGUAAGCGAGCAGAGCAAAGUGACGGACCGCGUGAGCCGCCGGCUGAUCCGGAUCUACCAGCUGUACAGCCGCACGAGCGGCAAGCACGUGCAGGUCCUGCCCAACAAGAAGAUCAACGCCAUGGCGGAGGAUGGAGACGUACACGCUAAGCUGGUUGUGGAAACGGACACCUUUGGGAGCCGAGUACGCAUCAAGGGCGCUGAGACGGGCUUCUACAUCUGCAUGAACAAGAAGGGAAAGCUCAUUGGCAAGAACAGCGGGCAGGGCCGGGACUGUAUCUUCACGGAGAUCGUGCUGGAGAACAACUACACAGCUCUGAGGAAUGCGCGCUAUGAGAGCUGGUACAUGGCGUUCACGCGCCGCGGGCGACCACGGAAAGGCUCACGGACGCGCCAGCACCAGCGCGAGGUCCACUUCAUGAAGCGGCUGCCGAAGGGGGUGCAGCCCGCCCUCACCAGCCAUCACCGGCCCUUUGACUUCAUCCACUACCCAUUCAACCAAAGGACUAAACGCACACGCUACUCGGAGCAUUGAGGAGGGGGCACAGACUGCCCCCACUCGGCCCUCCCCCUUUUAUACUGAGCAUAACUAUAGCUUCAUAUGUAGGCGAGUGGUUUUUAUAUUUCUCUCCAAGUCAGAAAAACUGUACAUAGACAACAAUGUGAGAAAUCUAUUUUUGUACUCCAGACUUAGUUUUAGAUGCACACAGCUUGAGGUCUGACUGUGGGGACAUGUUGGAGUUGUCCUGGUUUUAUUUGCCCUGCCCCCUGGGGUCCGCUGGACACUUGAAGGCCUGCCGACGCACUGCAGGAGCGCCGCGUGCCCCCUGACCCCUUCCUCCAUCUUCCUGUUGAUUGAACAAUGUGGCAGCUACGUUUGAUAAUCACGGGUUUCCUCUGCGGACUGUUGUGUUGAUGAGAAAGGAACCCCAGCCCCCCGCCACUGCCCCUCACCCUCUGUGUUUCUGUUGCCCCCUGAAUGAGUGUUUUUAUACAUAUAUAAAUAUAUUUUUAUUUGAGGAUGUGUACAAAAAUGUUAAGGAUGGAAUAUUUAUUUAA
Trematomus bernacchii (emerald rockcod) is the source of this 1163-nucleotide messenger RNA. It is a transcript of the gene fgf8a, whose product is annotated as fibroblast growth factor 8a. The record is from RefSeq and is a predicted model, not a curated record. The transcript has 5 exons. Gene Ontology annotation, molecular function: type 2 fibroblast growth factor receptor binding; growth factor activity; type 1 fibroblast growth factor receptor binding. The coding region runs from base 1 to 639 and encodes 212 amino acids. NCBI's taxonomy places the organism in Eukaryota, Metazoa, Chordata, Actinopteri, Perciformes, Nototheniidae. Gene Ontology annotation, biological process: embryonic heart tube development; dorsal/ventral pattern formation; positive regulation of gene expression. Gene Ontology annotation, cellular component: cytoplasm.